CGCUAGUGUGAGUGUAUAUUGCCGUGCCCUGACUGCUGAGGAGACGUGUAGAGGUGUUCAGACUGAGGACAACACCAUCAACAGCCACUAUAAUGUCUAUUUUAAACAAAGUUUCUGUUUAACUUCUGUUUUCUUUCUAAGAGUUGGAUUAUUGGUUAAGGAACUCAGCGCGUAAAGUUAUUGAACCUGGUGCCGGUUUGCGCAAGCGGAACUUUACCUGAUUCACUUCGACUUUCUGCAGGCUCUGAUCAGGACUCUACCAUGAGUACGACAGUGUAUAAAAAUGGUCGAAAUGGCAAUGAAAAUGUUGUCUUCCUUACAAAUACACAGAAGCCAGCAUCGAAGCGGAAGAAGACGGGGCUGGUGGUGGGAGGUGUGCUACUGCUGCUGGUGCUGGCGGCUGUGGCUGGAUUUCUCAUAUGGUGGUUUGCUGUCAAACCCAAAUUGCUCCAGCAGAAAAUGGCACUUGACAUGGCAAGCCAGCAGAAUUCGAGAACGGUAGUCUUCAGUGGAGAUAUGAAGCUGAUAGAUGCCCCGUACAAGCCUGAAUACCAGAACCCCAAAAGCAUGGAGUUCGUUGAGACAGCCGACGAACUGCAGGACAUCCUGAAUAGGACGAUCAACAGUGACACUUUUCUCAAGAAGUACUACAAUCAGUCUGUCAUCUCUGCCUUCAGCGAUGGUGUGAAGGCAUACCACUGGAUACGUUUUGACAUUCCUUCAGCAGACGUAGCGCUGCUGCCCAAGUUCACGGAGGAGCGUGUGCUGGAAACCCUUCGCCGAGGAGUCCGGCAGGAGGGCAAACGCAGCAUGCAGGCCUUCACCAUUACAGACAUCACCGCCUCAAUUACAGACCCCCGGAUGGCCAGGAACCCGAGAGCCCCAGCGGAGUGUUUCUUCCAACUAGAGGCUACCUCCAGCUUCCAGACGUUCCAGUCUCCUGGUUACCCAGACAAAUAUCCAGUCCAGACACGCUGCCAGUGGCAAAUCCGUGCUCCUAACGGCAACGCCAUCCUGAUCAAGUUCCCUUUUUUCUACAUUCAGGACUCAUGCUCCAGCGACUACGUGUUCAUCUUCGACUCUCUCAGCACUGAUGCAGCUCACGCCAUCACACAGAAUUGUGGUCAACGCCCCCCGACUAACCCCCUGGAAGUGAUCUCCUCUGGCAACCAUAUGCUUAUCAACCUCAUCACCGAUAGUCCAACUCAGAGACCAGGAUUUGAAGCACGUUACCGCGCCCUCCCCGUUAUUACAGCUCAGACAUGCGGAGGACUUCUGACCAGAGAGUCCGGAAACUUCACCAGCCCACAGUACCCAAGCUUCUACCCCCCUAUGGUGGACUGCAACUGGACCAUCAGUGUCCCGGUUGGCAUGAAAAUCCGGGUGAAGUUCACCAUGUUCCGUCUGAAGGAACCGGGCGUGAACAUCCGCAUUUGCCACAAAGACUACGUGCUGAUCAACGGCACAAAGUACUGUGGCGAAAGAUCUUCUCUGGCUCUGAACAGCAACUCCAACACCAUGGUGAUAAGCUUCCAUUCAGACAGCUCGUACACGGAUAAAGGCUUCAGUGCCCAGUACAAAGCUUAUGACCCACAGAACCCUUGUCCGGGUCAGUUCGCCUGUGCCACAGGUUUCUGCAUUUCCAAAGAGCUGCAGUGUGAUGGCUGGAAUGACUGUGGAGACAUGAGCGACGAGAAAAAGUGCCAAUGUGAGGAGGACCACUUUGUAUGUGCCAAUGGCAUGUGUAAACCUAGGUACUGGUUGUGUGACCAAAUGAACGACUGCGGAGACAACAGUGAUGAACAAGGCUGCAGCUGUGGGAAGAAUCAGUUCCGUUGUGGUGAUGGCACUUGUUUGCCUUUAACUGUAAUGUGUAACGGGAAGAAAGACUGUACAGAUAGCAGCGAUGAAGCCUCCUGUAAAGAGUCUGCAGGAAUGUGCACAGAUUUCACCUUCACCUGUGGAAAUGGCCAGUGUGUGAACAAACUCAAUGCCGAGUGUGAUAGAGUCACCGACUGCUCUGAUGGGACUGAUGAGCAGAACUGUGACUGUGGGGAGCGACCAUACAAACACAACCGGAUAGUCGGAGGGCAGAAUGCCGAUGUGGGCGAAUGGCCAUGGCAGGUCAGUCUACACUACCAAACCAACGGGCACGUCUGCGGCGCCUCCAUCAUCUCCAACAAAUGGCUGCUCAGUGCCGCUCACUGCUUCAUGACUGGCGACCCUGCGUACCGUGAACCAGAAAACUGGAUGACGUACAGCGGUAUGAACGAUCAGCAAAAGGACGAGAAGAGUGUGCAGAUGCGAGAGGUGAAGACCAUCAUCACGCACAGCGACUACAACCAGAUGACUUUCGAUAAUGACAUUGCAGUACUGGAGCUGAAGGAGCCACUGGAGUUCUCCAGCACUGUUCAUCCAGUGUGUCUGCCCUCCAGCUCACAUAUCUUCCCACCUGGGAUGAACUGCUGGGUGACUGGCUGGGGGGCACUUCGGGAGGGAGGAAGCAUCGCCAAUGUUCUACAGAAAGCGAUGGUGAAGAUCAUUAAUGACACAGUGUGUGAUUCAGUAACGGAGGGUCAGGUGACCUCACGCAUGAUGUGCAGUGGCUUCCUAACUGGAGGCGUGGAUGCUUGUCAGGGUGACUCUGGAGGUCCUCUGGUUUGUGUCUCCGAGGCUAAUAUUUGGUUCCAGUGUGGGAUAGUGAGUUGGGGAGAAGGCUGCGCACGCCGCAACAAACCUGGCGUCUACACACGACUCACAAAGUUCCGUCAGUGGAUACGUCAACACACUCAAGUGUAGCAACGUGAUGAGUUCCAGGACGACAAGAUGCCCAGUGUGUAUACAUAUGUGUAUGAUUGAGAGAGAGAGAGAGAGAGAGAGAGAGAGAGAGAGAGUGUGUGUGUGUGUGAGAGAAAAUAUUUGCCAAAUGAUCCUUAUGGACACUUUUAUUUUUUUAUAUUGCUGAACCUAAAGCUUGAUCCAGCACUUGUUCUCAGGUCUUUAUUAUCAUGGGAAGCUUUAAAUAUAUAAAUUUUAUAAUUCUAAUAAAAAAAAAACAAAA
Hemibagrus wyckioides is the source of this 3061-nucleotide messenger RNA. RefSeq names its product ST14 transmembrane serine protease matriptase (gene st14). Gene Ontology annotation, biological process: proteolysis; acrosome reaction. The record is from RefSeq and is a predicted model, not a curated record. The transcript is spliced from 19 exons. Gene Ontology annotation, molecular function: protein binding; serine-type endopeptidase activity. Lineage: Eukaryota; Metazoa; Chordata; Actinopteri; Siluriformes; Bagridae. Bases 262 to 2799 code for a protein of 845 amino acids.